Molecule: messenger RNA, 2816 nt
Organism: Cololabis saira (Pacific saury)
Lineage: Eukaryota; Metazoa; Chordata; Actinopteri; Beloniformes; Belonidae
Gene: rps6kb1b
Product: ribosomal protein S6 kinase b, polypeptide 1b
Exons: 14
Coding region: 38-1687 (549 amino acids)
Biological process (GO): signal transduction; protein phosphorylation
Molecular function (GO): protein serine/threonine kinase activity; ATP binding
Source: RefSeq, a predicted model, not a curated record
CGGUGGAGCCGGUCAUGGCGGCGGUGUGUGCGAGUCCAUGAGGUGGCGACGCUGGCUGUUCUCUGUCACACAACUACCCGAGCAGCGCGUUGCCAUGGCUGGAGUGUUUGACAUUGAUUUGGACCAGCCAGAGGAAAAUGUUUCCGAUGACGAGAAUGAGGAGGCUCAAAUCAAUGAUAUCAUGGAUCAGUGCAGUGGGUUUGAGUUCAACAUGGACGACUGUGAGAAGAUCGAGAUCUCUGACGACAUCGUGAAUCAGGGGACGGAGAACAUCAGGCCCGAGUGCUUUGAGCUGCUGCGGGUUCUGGGGAAGGGAGGUUAUGGAAAGGUUUUCCAAGUUCGAAAAGUUGUUGGAGCUGCAUCAGGCAAAAUAUUUGCCAUGAAAGUUUUAAAAAAGGCUAUGAUCGUUCGCAAUGCAAAGGAUACGGCUCAUACCAAGGCUGAGAGGAACAUCCUGGAGGAAGUGAAGCAUCCCUUCAUAGUUGAUCUCAUCUAUGCCUUCCAGACAGGAGGAAAGCUGUACCUCAUCCUGGAGUACCUGAGCGGAGGAGAGCUCUUCAUGCAGCUGGAGAGGGAGGGCAUCUUCAUGGAGGACACCGCCUGCUUUUACCUGGCAGAGAUCUCCAUGGCGCUGGGUCACCUGCACCAGAAGGGCAUCAUCUACAGAGACCUCAAACCUGAGAACAUCAUGCUCAACAGCCAAGGUCAUGUGAAAUUGACAGACUUCGGUCUGUGUAAAGAAUCCAUUCAUGAUGGGACGGUUACACACACUUUCUGCGGUACCAUUGAAUACAUGGCUCCAGAGAUCUUGAUGAGAAGCGGGCACAACAGAGCGGUGGACUGGUGGAGUUUGGGCGCUCUGAUGUACGACAUGCUCACGGGAGCGCCACCUUUCACCGGUGAGAAUCGGAAAAAAACUAUUGACAAGAUCCUGAAGUGCAAGCUCAGCCUCCCGCCGUACCUCACACAAGAAGCAAGAGAUCUCCUGAAACGGUUGCUGAAGAGAAAUGCUUCAUCACGGUUGGGAGCGGGAGCAGGAGACGCCACAGAAGUGCAGGCUCAUCCUUUCUUUCGACAAAUUAACUGGGAGGAACUACUGGCUCGGAAAGUAGAGCCUCCCUUCAAGCCUAUAUUGCAAUCGGCAGACGACGUGAGUCAGUUUGACUCCAAGUUCACUAGUCAGACACCAGUCGACAGCCCAGACGACUCAACCCUCAGUGAGAGUGCCAAUCAAGCCUUUCUGGGUUUCACAUAUGUCGCUCCAUCAGUCCUGGACAACAUCAAAGAGAAGUUCUCAUAUGAGCCAAAGAUCCGCUCCCCUCGACGGAUCAUGGGCAGCCCGAGGAUGCUUCUCAGGUACGUUAGCCGACGUGCAGCAGAUACUGCACAAACAACUAUGAACCACAUUCAUAGUCCACCACCUCCAUUUCUUUCUCUCCUCCGUCUCCUCAGCCCGGGCUGGUCCCGCAACCCCCUCCUCCCCGGUGGAGGACAAAGUGUCCUCCAUUGUCCUCAGGACCAGGCCAUGGAGCUGUCCACCCCUGAGCAGAUGGACAUCUCGUGCAGCUCCGAGGCCUCGGCCCCUCUCCCCAUCCGCCGGCCUGCCGGGGUUAACACGGCUCAGAUGAAGCAGCAAGCCUACCCCGUGGUAGCUAAGCGCCCUGAGCAUCUACGAAUGAACCUAUGACCCAUGAUUCGUCAAAUUUUUUUCUUAUUUUUAUUUUUUUUUUUCCAUUUUGUUGAUAUUUUUUUAAAAAGACAAAGGUAUGGAGGCUAGAGCUGACGGAAAUCCACAAUUGCACAUCCUCACACUACAUAUACUGUCACUACCUGGAGUUUGUGUGCGUGGCCGGCACCCCUGCGUGCUGCAGUUAUGUGCUACCGACAGCAUCACCAUCUCUCUACUUCUUCUCAGACUCUUCAGGUCUGUUGGUUUUUGUCUUCAUCAUGUGUGGCCUGGAAAUUCAUAGGCGGUUAUUACCACACAGUAUGCUUCAGACUGAAAAACAGUCUGGUGUCGGUCUUUGAUAAGAUGUCCGACGUGCUUCGUGCUCUUUCAAUGAAAGCCAGCAAGUAAAUACUGAUGGACAGAUUAUUCUUUGACAAAAUGCUUCCUGGCUCUGAAUGGGGGGAAAAAAACUUAUGCAUUAAAUUAAAAUUGUUUUAUUCAAAUCAAAGAAACUGUUUAGCAGACAAGCAGAGGUUCUGUCAUUGAUAAGUUUAGCUUUAUAUUUUACAAUGUCUUAGAAAGUGGAUGCACUGAUUGUGCUACAUUUCAACUAUGAAUCAAAAGAACCUGACUGAAAUAAGGAAGAAGAAGAAAAAAAGUGGGACUUUUAUCAUUCUUUCAGCAUAGGUGUCGUGGAUAACUUGUGAAAUAGCUUGUUUUAUGUGGGGUCCAUACUUCGGUUAUCGUUCUUCAGCUAUAUCAGGUUGGAUCACUGGAUUAGUUUAUCACGAUUCAGUUUGAUUCAACAAUAGCGCGACCCUUUUUCUUUUUCAAUCACCAACCAAAACAUUAAAGUGAUUUCAAUCCAGCUUGAGUGACACAUCCACUCGUCUGGCUGCCCAGGAGAUCCUGGGGCUCGGCAGUUCAGGACGGCAGACCCUCAUCUGACCCCUGGAGGGGGAUUCAUGUCUAAGACUGUAGAGCCAGUUGAUCUGGUCAGCGUCUGCAGCUGCGGGGUUUAAUGCUCCGCAGGCAGCAUUCAGCCUCCUGCAUCAGCAUUACCUUGUUCAGGACGGACAUUUUUUGAACUUCUGCAAUACAAAAAAAAAUUAUAAAUAAAAUACAGAAAAAAAACAUGUGCAUCAUU